AGUUGCGGGGCCAGGUGUCCGGGGAGCGGAAGCAGCGCUGCACUAGCGGAAGUGCUUUUUGCCAGACUGUACAGGAGCAGCCGGCAGCUGCCACGUCUGACUGCGGGGGAGAGAAACCUCUGAGAGGCCGAGCCGUACCCCGGAGAGACACCCAGGAGCAGCCGCCAUGGUAUCCGUAAUAAACACCGUGGACACCUCCCAUGAGGAUAUGAUUCACGACGCUCAGAUGGAUUAUUAUGGCACACGUCUGGCCACGUGCUCCUCCGACAGAUCAGUGAAGAUCUUUGACGUUAAGAACGGUGGCCAGUUGCUGAUAGCUGAUCUGCGGGGGCACGAAGGACCGGUUUGGCAAGUAGCCUGGGCACACCCGAUGUAUGGGAACGUCCUGGCAUCCUGCUCGUACGAUAGGAAGGUAAUCAUCUGGAAAGAAGAAAACGGGACCUGGGAGAAGACGUACGAGUACACCGGCCAUGACUCUUCAGUAAACUCCGUGUGCUGGGCUCCCCAUGACUUUGGCCUGAUGUUGGCGUGUGGCAGCUCCGAUGGAGCCAUCUCUCUGCUCACUUACACGGGGGAUGGUCCCUGGGAUGUCAAAAAGAUCAGCAACGCCCAUACGAUCGGGUGUAAUGCCGUCAGCUGGGCUCCUUCUGUGGUUCCCGGUAGUCUAGUGGAUCAACCAUCUGGGCAGAGGCCCACCUACAUCAAGAGGUUCGUCUCCGGUGGUUGUGACAACCUUGUAAAAAUCUGGAGGGAGGAGGACGGGCAAUGGAAGGAAGACCAGAAGCUGGAGGCGCAUAGUGACUGGGUGCGGGAUGUGGCCUGGGCACCUUCUAUUGGUCUCCCCACCAGCACCAUUGCCAGCUGCUCCCAGGACGGCAGAGUUUACAUCUGGACGUGCGACGAUCCGUCCAGCAACAGCUGGAACCCCAAACUGCUGCACAAAUUCAAUGAUGUGGUCUGGCACGUGAGCUGGUCCAUCACGGCCAACAUCCUGGCUGUGUCCGGGGGUGACAACAAGGUGACCCUGUGGAAGGAGUCUGUGGACGGGCAGUGGGCGUUGAUCAGCGACGUGAACAAGGGACAAGGCGCAGUGUCUGCGGUGACAGACGGACAGCAGAACGAGCAGUGACCUCUUUGUGCCUGACGAUGACUUGGAGGACCCGGAUGAUGAAUUCCUGCUUUCUGUCCGAGGCCAAUCAUCUAGCUGUCAGGCGGAGUGGGAUUCCCACUAGGACAAUUUGCACAUUAUCAUUAACUCCUCCCCCUGCGGCAUGCCGCCUUCUGGCUACACGAUAUGUGGGAUUUUACUAUUUCUGAGCAGUUUGCUGUUUUUGUCUUUUGAUAUUGUCACAGGACGAGCAGCUUCCUGGGAAAUUAAAAGCAAAUUAUUUGUACAAAAAGUCAUUGGUUGUUUGAGUAACCGGUUAUACCCAAACCUGAGGAAUCUUAUAGGAGUUUAUAUGGCUUUAUCCCUGUGAGGUGACCCAGUGGGAGGACGUGCACCGUAAGGCAGAUUGUACAGAACACCCAUAGCGUAUGUAUUGCUGAAUCUCUCUGGAGAUUUCUACAAUCUGUAUUAAUGGGUAAUGUGAUUACAGUAUAUACCAAUACGAUCUACAAGAUUUUAUACAUCUCCCAACAGUGCUGCAUAAAAGGCGUUUUUCUCCGUAAUCCCAGGCCGUGGCUUCUCCGCGCGCCUCGGGAACAUUCCAGAUCUCUAAACUAUUCCCCAGCAAAUCGUCCUAUUGUUAUUGAGACUUUUACCCAUUUCCCCUCUCUGUGCGUAACAGCAAUUAUUGUUUAAUUAUGAAAAAGUAAAAAAAACCUGUUGGAAUAAAAUAUGGAAUUAUUAUA
Pseudophryne corroboree (corroboree frog) is the source of this 1854-nucleotide messenger RNA. It is a transcript of the gene SEC13, whose product is annotated as SEC13 homolog, nuclear pore and COPII coat complex component. The record is from RefSeq and is a predicted model, not a curated record. The transcript has 9 exons. Gene Ontology annotation, biological process: COPII-coated vesicle budding; positive regulation of TOR signaling; protein import into nucleus. Gene Ontology annotation, molecular function: protein binding; structural molecule activity. Gene Ontology annotation, cellular component: COPII vesicle coat; nuclear pore outer ring. Lineage: Eukaryota; Metazoa; Chordata; Amphibia; Anura; Myobatrachidae. Bases 167 to 1129 code for a protein of 320 amino acids.